AUGUUCUACCAUGUCCAUUUGCUCAUCAACAAGCGGGGGCCGCUGGCCAAAAUCUGGCUGGCUGCCCACUGGGAGAAGAAGCUCACCAAGGCGCAUAUCUUUGAGUGCAAUUUAGAGAUGACCAUACAAAAAAUCCUCUCCCCAAAGUUUGCUAUAGCUCUGCGAACCUCUGGACACUUACUCCUGGGGGUGGUACGGAUUUACCACAGGAAAGCAAAGUACCUCUUGGCAGACUGCAGUGAAGCUCUGACCAAAAUGAAGACAGCCUUUCGACCAGGCCUUCUUGACCUUCCAGAAGAGAACUUUGAGGCUGCUUAUCAGUCCAUUACAUUACCUGAAGUAUUUCAUGAUUUUGAAGCACCACUACCAGAUGUAAAGGCCAUUGAUGUUGCUGAACAUUUUACCUUGAAUCAGAGCAGAGCUGAAGAAAUCACACUCACAGAGGAUUAUGAAAGCAGUAUACUUCUCUGUGAUAGAAACUUUGAUGAAGAAGCAGAUGCACUGAGGAGACAGAGCUUCUUUGAGGGCAGUGUCCUGACAAGCAGUAACAGUCUGGUGGCUGAUCCCAACUCAGCCAGCACCAGCGGAGACAAAUCUGUGCUGCACGAAGAUGUUUACUGCUUCCAGGAUGACCGUUUUGGGGAUGAGGACGAUGCUGCAGAUAUGAUUGAAAUCCUGUUGAGGGAUGAGCAAAAUGUCCUAGAUAAAGACAUUCUUGAUGCAGAGGAAGCACAUCCUUUGUCACAAGAUCUGCCAGAGACCAGCACAGCCAUUGAGUCCAACUGUGCAGACACCACCGUAAAGGACGUAAAUCAUACAGUGAGUGAGACAACCCUUUUGUUCCAGGAUGAAGGAUUUCUGCUUGAGCCAGUUGAUGAUACAGCUGUCACCCAGAGGAAAAAAAAACAAAGAAAGAGGAAGCUGAUGGUGGAUGCGGAGAGCGAGCUCAGCUGCCACACCAUUUACAAGCAGCUCAAUGACUGCACAGACCUCCUGACCACGCUGGACCUUGCUCCCCCAACCAAGAAAGCAAUGAUGUGGAAGGAGUGGGGAGCUGUGGAUAAACUCCUGUUCCAUGCUUCACAGCCUGAGAUUCAUACUCAGCUGCAAAAGUUGUUUGAAAAAAGCUUCAAGGCUGACAGAUUUAAGAUGAGAGCAAAUGGAAUACAGAAGACGUCUGAAAUGAAAGAAAUGAGAAAAGAGCAAGAUACUACAGAGAUGCUGCCAGUAGAAGAGCCAAGUUACCUGCAGGAACCAGCUCAUUCUGAGACUGAGAGAAAAAUUAGAAAUGAUUCCUUUAUAUUGACAUCACAGAGUGACAGAAAUGAAACCAAUGAGAACUGUGGUGAAAUUAUAGAGAACGGAGCAGCUUUUUCUGAGAGCUCAAAAAAUUCCCUGGGCCAGGAAGAUGAAGCACAGCAGGUGGAGGUGCCAAAGGAGCAAACAAGGACCAGGAAAGACAGUGAAGAAAUAAGAUGGGGCAAAAGAACUCUUCGGUUACAAAAAACUUUACAGCAACUGAAGAGAUCAGGUGUGUGUUCCUUCAGUUUCCAGGAGCUCUGCCAGAGAAACAACCGGAAAGAAGCUGCAGCCAUGUUUUACCUCUUUCUGGUGCUGAAGAAGCAGCAGGUCCUUGAGCUGCAGCAGCAUGAGCCCUUUGCUGACCUCACAGCCACUGCUGGACCCAUGUUUAACAAGAUCAGAUAA
Messenger RNA from Pseudopodoces humilis (Tibetan ground-tit), 1707 nucleotides. RefSeq names its product RAD21 cohesin complex component like 1 (gene RAD21L1). Gene Ontology annotation, cellular component: meiotic cohesin complex. Gene Ontology annotation, molecular function: protein binding; chromatin binding. Lineage: Eukaryota; Metazoa; Chordata; Aves; Passeriformes; Paridae. The record is from RefSeq and is a predicted model, not a curated record. Gene Ontology annotation, biological process: replication-born double-strand break repair via sister chromatid exchange; sister chromatid cohesion.